This is a messenger RNA of Parnassius apollo (apollo), 1344 nucleotides long. NCBI's taxonomy places the organism in Eukaryota, Metazoa, Arthropoda, Insecta, Lepidoptera, Papilionidae. The record is from the annotation of a GenBank genome assembly.
AUGAAAUCGAGGCCUUUCUCCGCCGGAGUUAUUGAUUCUAAGAAAAGAGAAGUCGCAAAGGCACAAAAACUGGCAGGAAAUUCUCCGAAACGAAACGCUAGCUGUAAACAUGAAAAUCUAAUAGAAGAGCUAAAAGAUACAAACGAACGGGUCAAGGCUCUUGAACUAUUGAAUGUACAACUAACAGAUGACAAUAAAUUGCUUCGAAAAAAAUUAGAUCAAGUUAAUGAUGAAAAACAUAUUGUAGAUUUAAAAUUAACAGAAUGUGAAAAAUUCAUAAGUAAAUUAUCAAGAGAGUACGAAAACAGAAAUUCGGAGGAUCUUCAAAGACAGGUUAAAGAAAUGGAAAUGAUUUUAAAACGCAAGCACCCAGAUUCAGUUUCUGCUUUGAUAGUAGCUUCAAAGUCAUCGGCAGUUGAAGAUAGUAAAAAGAAAUUGUUAGAGGAACGCAUCGCCCGAUUAGAACAAGAGUUGAAGGAUAAAGAAAAUCACUUUCAAAGCAUACUUAUAACGUUACAAGAAAAGUUCAGUGGUAUGAAACAGAAAUACGAAAGUCAUAUAAUUGACGUUGAAAGGCAACUAAUGGAAGACCGAAAAGUUAAUAUGGAUUUUAAAAAUAAAGUCAAUAAGACAAAUGUAAAAGAUGCGGCCGUUCAAACUUUGACUGAGUCCCGACAUACUGUGGGAACUCAAACGUUUCUAAAACCAGACAGAGCUUCUUCAGCUGUGAGUCGAAUGUCGCAAAACUCUGCAUUGUUUUUAAACAAGUUAAAAGAAGACAGCUAUCUCAUUGCUACCAUAAAAGGAUUGCAAGCAGAAUUGACCUCAAAACAGCGCACUAUCUCUAAAAUUAACAGAGAAACUGAAGAACUGAGAAAAAAUCUACGAAAUUUACAAAAAGAGAAAGAAGUGUUACUUAAUAUACACCCACAAAAGAAAACACAAUGCAAGCCGACUAAAUCGGUCGAAAAUAUAUUCGCUAAAGUGAAUACGGAACUGGAAGCGGAACUUUCCGAAGCUAGAAAGCACAAUGAAGCGUUAGCUCAGGAUAAAGCAAGUUUGCUUGAUUCACUGAAACGAACGAAUGAAGACUAUAUUUUAUUGAAGAAGAAGCGAAUACAAGACCUUCACACGUUGCAAUUGGCGCAUGAGAAGGAACUAAUGCAGAUGAAUAUGCAGCUAUAUCCGUUGCAAGAGGAGAUCAAACUUUUGAAUCGUACCGUGGAGAUUUUACAAGAAAGACUGCGAGCGGCGGAAGAAAAACUAUUAAAUUGUCGCUCUGGUGUAAAGGAUCCUGACCUUAGAGCUGGCGGUGAUAAUCCAAGUUCUAGGAAUAUCCGUUGA